AUGCUCAUGUACAAUCGGAUGAGAUUUUUUGAUGUUGGGACUAUACCCGUUGCCUUCGCCAUCUCCCUUGACAGCAAUAGACCGGAUAGCCACGGCUUCACGGGAACUCCUCGACGAGAAACCUUUAAACACGACAUUACAAUUUUGCAACGUAUUUCACGGAUGAGCUUUACGGAGUACGUCACAGCAUCUGGGCUUCUUCAAAAUAUCCAGGACAAGAUUCCAAGAGCCACAGCCUCAUGGGCCAAGAUCUAG
Molecule: messenger RNA, 255 nt
Organism: Botrytis porri
Lineage: Eukaryota; Fungi; Ascomycota; Leotiomycetes; Helotiales; Sclerotiniaceae
Exons: 1
Coding region: 1-255 (84 amino acids)
Source: RefSeq, a predicted model, not a curated record